Parasteatoda tepidariorum (common house spider) is the source of this 5352-nucleotide messenger RNA. It is a transcript of the gene Sap30, whose product is annotated as SIN3-associated polypeptide 30. Gene Ontology annotation, molecular function: protein binding; transcription coregulator activity. Lineage: Eukaryota; Metazoa; Arthropoda; Arachnida; Araneae; Theridiidae. Gene Ontology annotation, cellular component: histone deacetylase complex. The record is from RefSeq and is a predicted model, not a curated record. Gene Ontology annotation, biological process: regulation of DNA-templated transcription.
AAUAUUAACUGUGACCGUAGCAAUUUUUGUUUAUCCGAUUUUUUUCUUAUAUUUUUUUGACAAUCUUGUAAAUAAAUCGGUGAAAUCAGGAAAGCUUUUCAAGUUCAGAGAGAAUUAUUGUAUCUAGUCUUUAUAGUUAUGAAUAGCUGAGAUGAAUGGUUUUAGUACUGAAGAGGAAACACCAAGCAGCCAUAACCAAAUUUGUUGCCUCUUAGAUGAAGGGGACAGAUGUACUCAGCCUGCUGGAAAUGCAAGUUAUAAUAAAAGAAUACAAAAAACUGUUGCACAGAAGAAGUUGAAAUUAAGCAUUGAUCCAAAUGCUCGUCAUAUCUACAUUUGUGAAUACCAUAAGAAUGUCAUCCAAAGUAUUAGAAAUAAACGGAAAUCUAUUAAAACUGAGGAUGAUGGUGCAAUGAAUGACCAAGAUAUGGACAUACCAGAAGUUGAUUUAUAUCAAUUGCAAGUGAGUGCUCUUAGAAGAUAUAAAAGACAUUAUAAAAUUCAAACUCGACAAGGAGUUAAUAAAGCUCAGCUUGCAGAGACUCUUUCACGCCAUUUCAAAACUAUUCCUGUGAUGGAAAAAGAAGCAAUUACUUAUUUUAUUUACAUGGUAAAGACUAAUAAAAAUAAACUGGAUCAGAAAAAUGGAGAAUCUUCAGGAAUUUAGUAGUCUCCCAUCUAUCAGGAACAGCAUUUAAAGUUUGUCAUUUUCAUCAAUGUUCUUCAACCUAUUGUUUUUCUUUCCAGUUUAUAUUUAUUUCACCUAACUCUGUUCACAAAAUAAAUCUUCCAUCCAUGAAGUUUAAUCAUUGUAUUUAAAAAACGCAUUUGCAUUUUUUCGAUUUCAGGUAUUCAAUGGUUUAAUGAAAUUUAUUGUGCAAGGAUGAACCUAUGUUAUAUUUAAUAAUGUGUGCUCUCGUUAAUUAGAAUUAUAAGUGAAGCACAUACAAUGAGAAAUAUAUUUUGAAUUAAUAGUCAAAAUUAUACAUUUUAGUUUACAGUGUGAUAAAAUAUUUGUUUAUUUUUACUAUUUAGUAAAAUCAUAAGAAACAUACAGAUUUUCUUCAAAUAAUGGCAAAUUGAACAUGUAACAAAGACAUAGAGUUAAUUGGUAAAGACUGUAUCAAUAGAGUAAAUUAAGUAAAUAUUCAGUCAUAAAUUUGAUUUUAAGAAUGUUUAUUUUUUCUUUGUAGAUAAUUCUGGAAUGUAUUAGCAUUAAAUAGUUUUUGAAAACUGCAAAAUUUUAUUUCUGGACAAAAGAUUUUAUGUAAUUAUUUUUCACAUAUUUUUUUUAAAAUAAAUUCUUAAAUAUAUUAACUCAUAAUUUUACAAAUUUUUAUUUUGCUAUUAAAGUGCAAAGAAAAAAUAUAUACUGUUCCAAGAAAGUAACAAUGUAAAUAAGUUACUACUAUUAUUAUUUAUCAAAUAUUGAUUUUUAAGCUAACUAAUGCAGGUUCUUGUGCCAAUUCCUACCAUUCUUUAAAAAUUGCAAUUCAAAUAAAUGCAUGAAUUAACAUACUAAAGAAUAUCAAUGAGUUCUAUACUCAAGGAUAAAAAUAUAUUGGUAAGAAAUUCUUAUAUAUAUUUUUUUUAAUAUUAAAUUUGAUGUUUAUUAUGAAAUUGCCCUCAACUGUGUAAAAAUCUAAUCAUUACAUCAUAAGUUAUCUAGAGGGAUUAGUUCUUCAUAAUAUAUUCUUGUACGUAGUGUUUUUAAAAUAUUGCAAGAUAAAGUUUAUUAUGACAAUGGGAACAAAAAGCUUAUAGUGACAUUAAAAUUUUACAAUGGUAUAAGUUUUAACGACAGAUAUAUAAAACUGACCCUACAUAUAAAUUUGUAAACGGACAUAUUUUUUAAUUAAAGUCAUGUAUAAUUUUUUUUUAAAUUAAAAAUCUCCCCAUAUAGCUUUGAUUGAUGUCUGGGGGAAAAAAACCUUUCUUUUUUUUGACUGUUGACAGUCUACCCUACUUAAAAAUGGCUAUGAUUUAUAUAUGGUUUUGUACUCACAAAUGCUAGUAUUUAACUUAAUGUUAUAAAUAUGGUUUUUAUAUUAGGUUUGCUCACAGCAUUUUGAUCAUCAAAUGUUUAGGUGCAUAUUUGUCAAAAGAUAAAUAAAAAAUUUUAGCAAAAAACAACAACUAUUAGAACUGAAUAGGUUUAAAUAUUAAUGACAUUAAUGUACAAAAAUGCACUGUGAAAUUACAUAUAUAUUACAGUGAAAAACUGUGCUGUAUGACUUGUUAUGACUUAAAAUAUUGUAUUAUGUUGAAAUUUUUUUAUCUUAGGUCUUGUGUGAGAACAAUUGUCUUUUUUUAAUUUUUUGAUUAGGCACUGAACUUGUCUGAUCUAGAAAAUCAUGUCUAUAAAAAUUCAAUGACAAAAUUUUCUUGCUCUUUUCCUGCUAGCAAAUUUGUCUAUGCUUACAGUAAUUAUAUAUAGUGCGACUUUCAGGAGAACUCCUCCAGGCAUCAGUCUCGCGUCGUGGCAAGUACCGUGGUUAUGAGGAAAAGUCACUUCAAAUAGGGGUGUGGUGUGAAUAGUUUUGUCUUGAUCUUGGCAUUAGUCAGUGUGAGUAAACUAAUCAACACCUUCAUUCCUCCAUUAGAAAUGUGCUCUCGCUUGUUACCAUGGCAACAGGCAUCCCCAGAUUUUUUGAGGAGUUCUCCUCAAGGCCGCAUUGUAUUUCACUCUUGAAAUAUUUUUUUUUAUCAUGUUUACAAACUUGAAAUGAAUUAGUUCAUAAUAUAAUAUUUGUUUGUGUUGAUCUUGUAUUUAGAAGCAAACAAUGUUUGAUUAUCAAUUUAGUUACCAAGAUAGACUAUCAUUGUUUAAUCAUAUUGUGUAACAUUUCUUAUUACUUUAAGCAAAACAUUGUUUAAAAUUCUGAUUACUUUACAUUCAACUGUUUCAAAAUGACAGAUAUUGUGUCAUUUUGAAAUCCUGUUUGUCGAACACUCUUUGAUGCUUGUGAAGCGACUAGUUCUAGGAUGAGUAUUUUUUUACUCUUGAUAUCGUCAAAAAUAAAUAAAUCAAAAUGAUCUGAAUAAAGAAAUAUUUAUUUUGUGUAAAGCAACAUUUGAUGCCUCCCAUCAUAUGUUAUGAACAUGAAAUAUUCAUAACAUUAAAUGAAAUGUUAUGAAUGAAUGUCACAUUAAAUGGUGUCUCAUUCAAGUAAUUAAAUUAAAAUUCUUUAUGUCACUUUUCUUGCAUCAAUCAUUAAGUACCACUGCAAUUUUAUUAAAAUACAAGAUAUUAAUGUGAAAAUGUUUAAAAUUUAUUUAAAUAAUUGUAUGUUAUAACAGUUUCUUUUAAAUAGGGGUGCACAACCUCUUAUAGAAGAAAACCACAAAAUUUUUUGGGCUCUCUGGGAUUGCAAGGAAUUUAGUAUUUUAGCAACUAAUCUAAGUUAUUACCUUAAUAUGGUUUGUCUUAAGGAAUACAAGGCAGCACGUAACAAAUUAUAUUUAAUUUUUGAAAAGUAUAAUAUUUUUUUAAGUUAAAAUUUUAUAAAUGUGAAGGGGUUUGCACUUUUUCUUUUAUUUUUAAUAAAAAAUCAGUUAAGUUGCAGGAAGAUUUCACCUUUCUUUGUAAAAAAUUAAUCUUAUUAUUUUUUAAUUGUUUAUAAAUUUUUUAUAUCUUUAAUUUUUAAUAAGUUCUUAAAUUACAGUUAUUUUGAGUGUUUUUCAAAUCUCGCCCCAUCUAAUUUCUUCUUUUUCGAACUAAAUUCUGGUGGUGAAGUGAGAACAUGAAUCAUUAAGGUUAGAUACCUGGCUGUCAUUACUGUAGCUCUUGUAUGUGCUAACUACAGGGAAAAAAAAUAAUUUUAAUUUUUUGAAGAAAAUGUUCCCUAUAAAAAUUGAAAGAUUUUUAAACCUUUUGACAUCUUGAAUUGUUUCCCCUACAUUCUGUAGUUUUAAUGCUAUAAUUAUUAUUAUAGUUAACUACUUUAAGAUCAUAACUCUUAAUAUUAUAACAUGUGUCUUCAGUUUCUUGAAAAUAGUUUGAUAAAAAAGCAAGAAAGUUUAAAAGAAGCUUCUAAUUAUGUUGUAUUUCAUUUAAAUUUCGAAUUAAAGGGAUCAACAGUCUUGAUAGCAUGUUGUGCACCCCUACUUUUUAACAGACUUUUGUAAGAAUAGGGCAUUCCAAAAACGACUGAGUAAUUAAAUAUCAUAAUCUAACUGAAGUAUUAAGUAAUGGUCAUUUUUACCUUCAGCUUUUGAAAUUAAUAUCAUCAAAGUAGCUGGUGUAAAUUGACUGUCAUAAAAUUUAGUUAUAUUGCUCCCUUUUUCAUAUGAGCUGGGUUUUUUUUUUUUUUUUUUUUUUGGGUAUNUUUUUUUUUUUUUUUGGAUUGCCUAAUAACAUGCAUUUUAGUUUUUAAUAAAAGUCAUAGUAGAAACUUUAAUUGCAUGCUUUAAUAAUUAUUUUUUAAGAGCUUUUAUGAUGCUUUGCAUAGGAAAGAAAGGCAACUCUUUAAAUUUUCUAAGACAUCUGAAUUGAAAUUCACAAAUACUUUUCUUUUAGGUGUAAUUUUGAAAAAUUUUAUAGUUGAUGAUUCAGCUUUAAUUUGCUUAAUUUAGUUUCAUGAAAUUUUAAAAUUGUAUUUUUUUAUAAGCUAAUGUUUUGAAUUUUAUCCUUUAUCUCAGUAUUUAUGUUAAAAAUAUCAAAUGCAAAUGUAAGAAACUUAUUCUAUUUUAUAUAUAUCUACAUAAAUUAAAGCAGAAAAACUAAGAAUUUUAAGUGUAUAUUAAUUUCAUUAGUUUUCUGCUAAUUUAUUUUGCUCCAAAAAUUUUCGCUUAUUUAAGCCUCUGCAUUUGGUAUUUCAUCACCAUUGCAAAUCAUUCAUUAAUCACUGUUGUAUCUCAAUAUUUAAUAACCAACCAUUUCAUUUCACGAUUACCAGUCAUUGUGUGGAAAUUAAACAUAAAUUAUGUUAAGUCUUUUAAAUUUUUUAGUAUUUAUUCUUGUUUAAUUUGCAGCUAUUUAAAGUUCUAAGAUCGCUUAAUAUUGACUUGCUAUUAUUUUUCUCCUUUCAUUUGUAAAUAUUUAUGAAGAAAUUUUAGUUGUAUUAAAAUAUUCAAUACAUUCUCUUUAUUGAUAAAUAAAAGAAGUGUUUCAUAUAUUUUAUUUCUUGAAUGCAUGUUUUUAAAAUUUAUUAAUUAUAAAUUAAUAAAAUUAUUAAUUUAUAAAUUAAUUAAUAAUUUUAUUAAUUAAUAUAUUAUUUCUUUUAUUUAAUUGUUACCUCACAAAUGUUUUGUUAUGUGUGUAUUGAACUAAUUUUAAACUAUUGUCACUAUUACAACUUAUGAAACUGUGCUGAUUUUGUAAAACUACAUUAUUAAAUUACUUUCAUAAAA